This is a messenger RNA of Xiphias gladius (swordfish), 2532 nucleotides long. Its product is annotated as peroxiredoxin-like 2A. The transcript is spliced from 6 exons. NCBI's taxonomy places the organism in Eukaryota, Metazoa, Chordata, Actinopteri, Istiophoriformes, Xiphiidae. The record is from RefSeq and is a predicted model, not a curated record.
UGCAUUCAAAUUGCUCACUGUUUUAUUUUUUAAUUGUUUUUAAUUAGCAGACAAAAUAUUAAGCCAGAACAGACAGGAAAUAAGAUGUCACACAACCACACACAGCUGCUGGAUUAAUAACUAAACAUAUAACAACACAUGAAUGAAAGGUACAAAUCAAGUUAGGUAUGUUAUUAACUAUUGUAUCACACUAGGGGUAUUGACAGUUGGUAAAAUAUUAUUAUUUAAGUAAAAGUCGAGAAGUAUCAUCAGCUAAAUUAUCAGAAGUAAAAGUAAAGUUCAUUGUGCAGAUUGUCAAUGGUAUUGCAUGAAGAAUCUAAGCAUCUAAAGUGCCUAAAACUUGUGCCCAGUGCUGUAUAUGAUAUGGUUAGAUUAUUAUUACAGAUGCAUUAACAUGUAAGUAUCUUUUUUAAUGUUGUAGCCUGUCAAAGUGGAGUUACUUGUAACUACUUGUAAAUACUAUUGGGUAGUUUAAUCUACGACAAAUCAUCAUAAUUUAUGAGCAGAUCAUAUAUUUUGUGUUAAACAGUUUUAUCUUCAAAGUAAAUAGUUACUAUAGCUAUCAAGUAAAUGUAGUGGGGUAAAAAAUAAGCAAUAUUUCUCUCUAGAAUGUAGAGGAGUAGGAAAAAAAUGCAUCAAAUACUCAAGUAAAGUACCCUAAAACUGUGCUUAAAAGUCAAUUGUGGAAGAAAUAAUCAGAUUGUUUACUUAAAUAAAUUUAGCAAUAAAAAACCAAUUCACAAAUUAAAAUUCUCCCUUCAAAAUGCAUCACCACGUAAGCAGCAUUUGACUGUAUCUGGGUGAGGUAGGUAUAUACUGUUCGGUAUUCACAGUACCAGUGUUGAUGGCUCUCAGCUUUCGCUGCUCGCCCUGCAGACACAUCUAGACACUUCCUUGUGUCGCAUGUGUAGCUGUCUCUCUGUUGGUUGCUGUAGUAGCUGUGACAUUUUUUUCAGCCCUUCAUCUUCGCAGUUUCACACCUCAAAUGCAUUUGGGUUAUUUAUGAGCUACGUCUCAGGGUGAAAAGUACUUCUUCACACAUUGGAAAUGGAGACAAUGUUUUCCACUGGGUCCUCGCUGGUGGGGGAGCUAUCUGGGAUGGGGAUGUGGUCACUGGGUCUGGGGGCUGUCGGAGCCGCCCUAGCCGGGAUCUUCCUGGCCAACACUGAUCUGUGUCUGCCUAAAGCUGCCAAUGCAUCGCUGGAGUACCUAGAAAAUGCUGACCUGCGCUCCACCAUAGAUGAUGACAAGGCCAUCAAAGCAAAGAUCUUGUGGGAGAAGAACGGGGCUGUGGUCAUGGCCGUACGACGACCGGGAUGAUUUUUGUGUAGAGAGGAGGCCUCUGAGCUGUCCUCUCUGAAGCCCCAGCUGGAAGAGCUCGGGGUCCCUCUGGUUGCUGUGGUGAAGGAGAACAUCGGCACAGAGAUCCAGGACUUCAGACCGCAUUUCGCUGGGGACAUCUACAUAGAUGAACAGAAACACUUCUACGGCCCGCUGCAGAGGAAGAUGGGGGGUCUAGGGUUAAUCCGCCUAGGAGUGUGGCAGAACUUCAUGCGGGCCUGGAGGUCGGGCUACCAGGGCAACAUGAUGGGCGAGGGCUUCGUCCUGGGGGGAGUGUUUGUUAUCGGGGCAGGAGACCAGGGGAUUCUGCUGGAACACCGUGAGAAGGAGUUUGGCGAUAAGGUGGACACUGCAGAUGUUUUAGAGGCUGUCAAGAAAGUUGUUCCAGUGAAAUAAGUUAUGUUGGCACUCCACAAAGAGCACAUACACUGUAUUUAGAUCAGAACUAGAAUUAAGAAAUAAUUACCAUUUUUAAUUUGACAUGCUGAAUUGCAAAGUUUGGCCAUCACUAAAAUACUGAUAUUAUAAUGAGAUUUACGUCUGUUUACAUUGUCUAAUAUCACAAUAUACUUUUUUCUUUUGCAGAGUAAUUUACUUUAGAUUACAAAAUAGAGCUGAGAUGCAGUUCAGAGCCAAUAAUAUUACAGUAUUUGUAUUCCUCUUAUCUCUCCAGACACUCUAGAGUCUAGUUUCUACGAAACGGGUAUUAAAUACAGGUAGUAAGGGACUUAAAGGCAGCAUUUUCAUUCAGGUACAUCGACCAUGAAAUUGAAGGUCACUUGAAAUCUUCUUUCUGGACAUAAUUCAAUCUAAAGGUUUGAUUUCAAAUGUGAAUAAUAAUUCUAUUAACAACUGUUAGUGGUACACUCCUGUGUUCCUGUGUGUUAUCUCUGCUUGCUUCUCCUGGUCAGGUGCAUAAAUGGGCCUCCAACAUGGUAGACAAGUGUGUGUGUGUGGUCUGUGUGUGUGAUAAUGACAACCUGACUCUAAACUCAAAAGUGAGAGGAGCAGGUUUGAUGCUCAAACACACACAGGUUCAGCUACUGUCGCCAUGCUGAGGAGUGUUUAUGGUGCCUGAAUGGGUCGUUGCUUAAUGUCUGUAUGUAUAUGUGUGUGUGUUGUGCGUGAGAGAGAGAUUGUGCGUACUAGUUGCACAAAAUAAAAAUAAUAAAUAAGAACCUCAUCACCACA